AUGGCGCCUCUACGCCACCAACCCGUCGACACACUUUUUCAAAAGUGGGACAAGAUGAGUCAUGACCGGGCGACAACAUCCACCCUCCGAAUUCAGGGAGACUUGGAGUUGUUCUGGAAGGAUUCUUUGUCUCAAGAAUGUUUAAUAUGCCGUCUGGUCAAACCUUUGAAUUUGGACUUCUCAUCCUCACGUUGGCGUUCCGCACGGCUACAACUGCUUCCAAGCUCGAACAGGAUGGUGCUCCUACCAAAAAGACUGUUUUUCUGUGUUGUUUUUAACGAAAUAGUAGGCGCCGCCCGACUAACGUUAUCCAGCAUCACUGAAGAGGCUCAUGCAGCACAGGAUGCCCCGAUUGUCAUACCGUCAAAUGUUGACCUGGGAGGAUUUAGCAGUGUCAUCCUUAGCAAGCCCACAAGACCAGGCGCACAAGAACAACUCGCUGAAAAGGAAUAUGGAAUAAUUCCGGACGGAUUGCCUGAAAGGAAGGCUGAGAGGCAAAGGAUGCGAAAUGAACGUGCGCAAUCUGAUAAACAGAUCAAGUCACUCGAGCCAAACAUCGAUGAAAAACUCGAUGUAAUAAAAUCUGAACUAGAACAGCUUCACUAUCUUCUUGGGACACCCACUAUAGAUAGGGUGUUUCGGCUGAGUGGACUGAACCCGCCCAUCAAUUCCCUUCUUCCCAAAUCAAACCCGGAAAGACGGACCACCCAAAUUCGUAAAAUUCUCAAGAAACUGUUUCGGUUGGAUGGACUGAACUCAAUUUUCACAUCGCAAACCAAGAACAAAGAAACUUCAUCUAUUCCAUCACCUCUUAUCUUGGAUGAAAAUGUGUGGGGAGCAGGAAUACCGCAAACUACGACAAACAGACACCUACCCCCCACUCCAACGGCUUCAAGUGCUGUUGAUAUAGUCAAAGAAAGCAUUAAAUUUGAAAAUACGCAUUUCCAUAGCCCGAGUGAGGUCCUCCAUCCGGACCAGGUUGGUGCGGUCCCAAGCAGCAUCCUCAAUGAAAAGAGCGAAGUUUUAAACUCUCCACAUCAAAAUCACCUGGGAUCUUACGCUGCAAACAUGAAAUCCUCCAGUGAGCCUCUUCAAAUUCCACAUGGGCAAAACUUGCCCACAACCAAUUACGCACCCCUGGUUGCUAGUCAAGACGAAUCCCUAGUUCUUCCCAAUGGACAAGGAAUUCCACUUGGAAAUUUGCCGAUGCACAGUGGAACAAGCCGCAUACUGCACGGGGAUUUGUUGAGUAUCAUAAAAGAUAAGAUCAAAAAUGAAUCAAUUGCUAUUUGGAACUCUUUACAAGAGAAGCUUAUUGAUAUUUCGAAAGAAUCUCGACGCGAUGCCACCAAGGUAGAUUUCCACCUUGCUUUCUUGAAAUCAUUAUUCCAGUUGGGAGACCAGAUCGUAAGAUAUGGACUGCUGCCCUCAAAGUUCAUCGAGAGCAUUGAAAUCUUCAAGCCCAAAACUCUACGGGAAAUGGUCAAGCUUCAUAUUGACCUCAUGUUUCUCAAGCAUGGGCCAGAUUUUUUCGUCGCCGAAGACUCGGUGGUUCCUGAAAUAGAAUUUUUGACAAAUGGCUUGGCUGUGAAGCACUUCCACAGAUCCAUUGAAGCGCUCCCUACUGAAGAUCAGGCGCAUCUUGUCUACCUCCUCCUGAGUACUACCUUGGGCCAUAUGGCUGAAUGCUUCCCGGGAUCGCAAUUGAGCCUACCGUUCAAACUGAUCGUCGAAGGAUUCCGCGAGGCCGAGUUUCUUGGGCAAGCGCGUAAUUUUUUCUCGGGACUACGUGAUGCGCCAGGUAUUGAACAUCUGCAGACGGCAGAUUAUGUUCUACUCACCGCCACAAUAGACACUCUGGUUGCCUCUUUUCGAUAUCCUUUAACGGAUUCAGUUAACAGUCGAUUAGAAUUCCAAAUGGUUUACUACAUGUUGGAGUUUUUUGAUCAGUUUUACAAACCGAUCUUAGCGAGAAUACGAGGUUCUUGGGGAAAUUAUCCUCUUCUUGAUAAGCAGCUCAGAUACAUGAGGGGUUGUCUGAAGUUUUUCCGGAAUCGAGAUCAAUAUCCCAGUUCAAUGUACGAGAAUCUGGAUAUGUCCUUCUCAACAAUAUUGGCCGACCAGCUUACUCUUUGGAUCAAUGGUCGCCUCGGAGCACCUUUCAAUGACAAGAACUUGAUGAAGAUCCGGGGAAAGGUCCCCAAGCCUAAGGUAAAAUUCAGCACAUGGAUGAACUGA
This is a messenger RNA of Puccinia graminis f. sp. tritici CRL 75-36-700-3, 2238 nucleotides long. RefSeq lists its product as uncharacterized. The coding region runs from base 1 to 2238 and encodes 745 amino acids. NCBI's taxonomy places the organism in Eukaryota, Fungi, Basidiomycota, Pucciniomycetes, Pucciniales, Pucciniaceae. The record is from RefSeq and is a predicted model, not a curated record. The transcript has 6 exons.